AUGGGUCGUGACUUUAGUUUUCGACUCUUAUAUCGAGUCGCUUUCUUUUCCUUCUGUCUGAUUUUCACCUGUUUUUAUCAUGGUGGUGGUUCAGUGUAUGACAGGCGAGAAGAUAAAACAGAACCGAACAAAUUAAAAGAUGAAUUUAAAGGUAAACCCGUGAAUGUUGACAUUUCUCUCGAACAAGACGAACGCGUCUCUAACUUGACAGAAAAUUCGAAACAAAUUGAUGGCCGCAAGGCGCGGAAGAAAACUGAUCUUUCAAAAAUGGCUAGAAAAGGUAAAUUUUGAAAAUGUGAGAAUGUUCGCACUGAUUCUUAACCAUAAUCUAUUUUUAGGAACCGCGAUGAAAACACUCCGGAGUGAUAGAAUACGGAAAAGCCCAGAACUGCAUUUUUCAAAUCCUUCGUCGCCUGAGGUAAACGCUCCAAGCAAAGAACCGACAACCAUCUCCCAUUCGAGUGAGACAAAAUGGCAAAAUAAUGGCGUCAUGAAAAACAUAUCUUCAUUGGAAAAUCAACUUUUUCACCAGAAUCACUUGACAGACACAGCCAAAAGAGAAACGUUCGCUUCACUCACAACUCAACAUCUACGGAGCAGACGUGAAAUUGAUGCGAUCUUGGAAAGUCCGACCGAAUGCGCCAAUUUUACCUUUACUAUAAAGUACGAAGAUAACUACAGAGCUUGGAACAACUUUUCAAUGAUGCACCAAAGGCGAAUGUACCGUUAUAACGAGUACAGAGUAACGGACGAUGGUCUACAAGUUUGUAACUCUUCUGACCCCCUUGUUGAACAAAGAUGGCGGGAUUUAAUUACUCUCGAAAAGAAUAUGUUAGCAUCUAAACAUUGUAAUGUAUCUGUGUACGCGUUUUACUACUCCAAUUACACAUUAUACAGAAAUUUUACUGUUUUCUUCAUACCCACUGGGCAGAGUCUCGCAAGGCAAGAUUACGGAGUAUUUUGCAAUUUGUUCGGCAAAGCUAAGUCUGUCCUGCAAUGA
Messenger RNA from Paramuricea clavata, 1000 nucleotides. The record is from the annotation of a GenBank genome assembly. NCBI's taxonomy places the organism in Eukaryota, Metazoa, Cnidaria, Anthozoa, Malacalcyonacea, Plexauridae.